UCGUCGUGAAUCAGCGUUUCCCCGCCGAAAACUGAAAAUUUCCUGCGGAAAAAUUGAAACUCCCGACGAAAAAAUAUUUUCCCGCAGGAACUGGCGGAAUCACGCUCAUUUUUUUUCACUGGGUAUGACCCUGAAAAUUCUUGGUUUUUAGCUAGUAAUGAAAAUCACUCUUCCCUUUCUGGCACAUGCUUCAAGUCUUUCUAGCUAAGAGAUAAAGUCAAUUUUUUUAUAUCAUCAUACUCGCCAUAAUAGCUCAAAAAAAGUUACAUAUCGGUUUUUCAAAAUAUUCUUCCGUUGUGGAGAAAAUCAAUUGUUUUGAAACAGAUAGCAAAAACCAAGGAAAUUCACUUGAAUUUUGCAGUUUCCAUCGUCAAACUUCCAUUUUCUGCAAAGCUAAUGUCAUAUGUGGAAUCAGCAUCAAUAACUGAAUUGAUCGAUGUAUGUCUCAGGAGUGUAUGCAGAAAUUUAGCUAACUGAGUAAACACCAUUUGUAUCUAGAGCGAAUAAUAUUUCUUUUUUAUUUCUUAUUAUUAUAGUAUAUUCAGUGCAUUUGCAAUUAUUAACACUAGACACACAGCAACUUGGAUUGCUUAUGUCAAAAUAGCGAUUGUCAUAUUAGAAUUUAUUGAAGGAACUGUUCAUGCAUUUUUUAUUCUUAUUGCUUUACGUAAACGUUUAAAUCGAACGAAUAAGAAAGCAUAUCCUGCGCGUGAAAUUAUUACAUUAUUAAUAAUGAUUGAUUUAAGUUUAUGGUUUGAAGAAACAACAACAACGACAAAACAUGAGGCAAAUCCAUUUCAACUGGAUUUUUAUCAUAUCAUACCGUGGUCAAUUAUUGCUGCGAUUGCCACACCAUUGCAAAUAUUUUUUCGUUUUCAUUCAUCUGUAUGUUUAUCUCAUGUAUGGGAAAAUAUGUACACGACAAGCGAUAGAUCCAUCGAUCAUCAUUGA
This is a messenger RNA of Didymodactylos carnosus, 951 nucleotides long. The record is from the annotation of a GenBank genome assembly. Lineage: Eukaryota; Metazoa; Rotifera; Eurotatoria; Philodinida; Philodinidae.